Bombus pascuorum is the source of this 1218-nucleotide messenger RNA. RefSeq lists its product as uncharacterized. The coding region runs from base 427 to 1110 and encodes 227 amino acids. NCBI's taxonomy places the organism in Eukaryota, Metazoa, Arthropoda, Insecta, Hymenoptera, Apidae. The transcript is spliced from 5 exons. The record is from RefSeq and is a predicted model, not a curated record.
UAUUAUAAUUUAAAUGCACUUUCAUACAUAUUUUCUCUAAACACCACAUUGUUGUGUUCGUUUAGUGAAUUUGGGAGAGCAUCAUUUAAAAUUACCCGCUACUUAUGAUAUACUAAAAUGGUCAAAGCACGUUAUGUUUAAUUUGCCGGAAAAAUAUUACCCAUGCAGUUAAACAAAACCGUGUGUAAGGAAUGGUGUAUAAUGUUUGAAAGUAGUUUAUUGUUAUCUUAUUGUAUUAAAUAACAUCAACUAUUGUUGGACAGGCGAUCAGUCAUUAAUGUUAACAUAAUAUAUAAAAGCUUUUCCCUAGUUACUCAUUUACUUCAUUGGAUAUGAUUUUUAGACUCUUCAGUCAGGUUAUACGGAAAGUAUAUAAAUAAUUUAUUAAUUUUAUUAAUGAUACAUAGUUCGGCAUAAGUUAUAACAAUGUCUCGACGAAACGAGAAGGAAGAUUUACAAAUAUUGCAAGAAUUGAUUCCUAACGCCACACCAGAAUCAUUGCGAGUUUUUCGAGACUGUAUGAGAAUAGAGGCUGUAUAUAACGCUGCACUUCCUUAUGGAAUUAUAUCUGCAGUAACAGCACAUAUGCUGAUUCCUAAGACACGAGGAAUACUAAAACCUGCUAUAACAGCUGCUGUAGGUGUAACAAUGUCCUUAUUUGGAAAACUAUUUUAUACACCAAAAUGUUAUCAAAAAGCAUUUGGUACCAUGGAACCAUUUAAAAGGAGGCACAACCAAGCUGAUAAUAUUAAUCGACAAGAACAGCAGAGUAAAUAUCUUGUAUCUUCCGCUGAUAAUUUACAGGAAGAAGAACCAGUUUGGGAUAAUAUUGAUACCCAAUUUGAGAGCUAUCCAAAUGAAUUCGAUGAUAUAAGUGGUAAUUUAAAAGAAGAGUCAACAAAUGAUCAACAAGGAAAGAAGCGUGUAACAUAUGAUGACUUAUGGAUGCAGCAUAGAGAACAACAAAUGAAGAGCCAGUAUAGUGAUAUUCAAAAUUAUCUCUCCACAAAUGACGCAAGGAGAGAGCCAGUUCGAAGGCAACAGACGAGGUUUCCACAAAAAUCAGCAGUUCCUGAAACAGAAUUCGAUGAGAAAGAAACGUGGAAUUGAAGCCAAGAAUUGAACCAUAUUUUCGAAUACAUACGGUUAUUGCCAAUUGUCGUAUAAUACGAAAUUUUGAUAGUAAUAAAGAUAGUAAUAAAAUUAUAGAUGUUGAAA